Molecule: messenger RNA, 1238 nt
Organism: Ostrea edulis (European flat oyster)
Lineage: Eukaryota; Metazoa; Mollusca; Bivalvia; Ostreida; Ostreidae
Product: universal stress protein in QAH/OAS sulfhydrylase 3'region-like
Exons: 4
Coding region: 283-720 (145 amino acids)
Source: RefSeq, a predicted model, not a curated record
AUAAUCACGUUUCUAUAAUGAACAAAUGGAAAGAUGUUAGAAUGACGAUUGUAUAAGAGAGCUUGUAUAGACAGUAAGGUGUAAAAAUGGCUGAUGAUUGAUUGGAUGGUGAUGGCUCCAUAGAUUUUCUCCGCGUGGUAUCGGGGAAGAUCUACACUCGUACGACAAGAGAGAUAACUGUGGCAGAUACGACAUGCCAUUCAUUCAUUGAUUACUGAAGCAGAUCGCUGUACUUCAUACUUACGCAUACACCCGCUGUUAUUUUCAGUGGCAACAGCAAAUAUGGCUCAGGGCGGAAGGAAGGUAGUUAUUGGUGUGGAUGAGAGCGCAUUCUCAGAGCAGGCAUUCAGUUUUUACGUGGAGAAUUUCCACAAGGAUGACGACAUCGUUUAUCUAGUGCAUACUCCAGAACGGUACAACUUCGUGGAUGCAAGCCCUGCUGUUCUCCAUGAACUACUGGAUGAAAUCAAUAAGAAAGUGAGAGGACUGGAGGCCACAUACCAACAGAGGUUACAGUCGGCUGGCGUCAAAUUGGCGAAUUUUGUGACCAGGGAUAACGAUGCAGGAGAAGCGAUUGUUUCAGUGGCUAAGGAGGAGAAAGCUCAACUUAUUGUGACUGGAUGUCGGGGGAUGGGCAAGAUCAGACGUACCUUCCUGGGCAGCGUCAGUGAUUACGUUAUUCACCACGCCCACUGUCCUGUUCUCGUCUGCCGGAAAUAGAAAUGCAAUACACCAUUCCAGAGUUCUCCACAACGGCUCAUAUAUCUACACUAAUCACGAUACCAUAUGUGUUGUGUGAUAGACGCAUUAUCCAAAUUACUUAUAUAUGAUUUUAUUAUCAAUAGAUAUUACUUGGCAAUAGCAGGGUAUUGUGGGAUUAUAUAUUAUCUAACAUUACCAAUUCAUCAGUCUGUGUGGUUUUUAUUUUUAAAUUUUUCAAUUGCAAUAUUGUUGAAAACUAUAUGUUAAUGCCUCAGGAAUUGUGAGAUUCAUACGUGACAAAAAUUAAACCCUUUCUAUUUUAAUCAUUCAAUAUUUUUAAUACAUGUUCGGACACACCAGUGUAACUGUAUAUCCCUGUUUUAAUAAGGCAGUACUACUGUCACACACCAGAUAAUCUAAAAUGCAUGUGUACAGGUGUCUAUUUUUGUUACCUAUUUGAUACUUUUAUUUUUAGUAAUUCAUAUACAUUCUUGUGUUCUAUGUAUCCAGUAAAAAAUUAAACCAUUACAAACUGG